Molecule: messenger RNA, 2538 nt
Organism: Dreissena polymorpha
Lineage: Eukaryota; Metazoa; Mollusca; Bivalvia; Myida; Dreissenidae
Exons: 4
Coding region: 1-2538 (845 amino acids)
Molecular function (GO): nucleic acid binding; zinc ion binding
Source: RefSeq, a predicted model, not a curated record
AUGGCAACGGGCCUGAUUGGGAACAUUAACGCAUAUGACAGCAAUGUCGAAACAUGGACUUCCUACCAGGAACGACUUGAACAGUACUUUAUGGUCAAUGACAUCGAUAAUGAACGAAAAGUGGCAAGACUUUUAACACUCCUCGGUGAAAAGACGUACGGGUUGUUAAGGAACCUUACCGUACCAGCAAAGCCGUCCGAGAAAUCGUAUGAGGAACUUUGUCAGCUUUUACAAACUCAUUUGUGCCCGAAACCGUUAAUAAUCGCGGAACGAUUCCGGUUUCACAAGAGAAAACAAGCAGUGGGCGAAAGUGUGAGUUGUUACGUAACUUCACUUCGGAAGUUGGCGGAAUUCUGUGAAUUCGGAUCGAACUUGAACGAUUCUUUAAGGGACAGGUUCGUUUGUGGACUUAAAGAUGCAGGAACACAGCGAAGAUUAUUGUCAAUCGCUGAUUUGACACUGCAAAAUGCCAUAGAAAUAGCGCUUGCCAUGGAAGCUGCACAUAAGGACGCCGCCGAGUUACAGUUAUCGGCAGCCGCCGAUGUGCCUGUCAAUCGAGUUGGACAUUCAACAAAACCCAAGAAAUGGAAGCAUCACAAACAUGCCAAAGAGAGCACCAAGUGCAUCCAUUGUGGGAAAACUAACCACCCCUCCGAUAAAUGCAGACUGAAAGAUGCAGUUUGUCAUCACUGUAAAGCAAAGGGACAUAUAAAGGCUAUAUGUAGGAAGCUUAAGUCGGUGCAGUGUAUGGAGGAAAACGUUUCAGUGAUCAACACUGUGAACAAAGGAGACAACGGGAAAUUCAUCGUUAAGCCGAAGAUUAACGAUGUCGAGGUACCCAUGGAGCUUGAUACAGGAUCAGCAGUUACCCUCAUAUCAAACAAGGAUUUCCGAAAACGAUUCGGAAAUAUGAAGCUCGAUCCUGCUUUUUCCAUACUGAAGACAUAUUCAGGCGAUGUCAUAGAGCAACAAGGGACAGUUAUGGUGCAUGUCAGUUAUAAUGGACAAUCGCGAACAAUGCGACUUUGCGUCGUAAAAGGUGAUGGGCCUGCACUGUUCGGAAGGGACUGGCUGAGUCACAUCAAACUGGACUGGGACACACUUUUUAAUGUGAACUCUGUGACAACGGAAGGCCUGAAGGUACGUCUAAAUUCUAUACUUGACAAACAUAAAGACGUGUUUAGUGACGGUAUAGGACAGGUGAAGGGCAUUAAGGCAAGGCUCACCCUAAAUGAAAAUGCUCAGCCUAAAUUCAUAAAGGCUAGGCCGGUACCGUACUCUAUUAAGCCAAAAAUAGAGAAAGAACUGGACAGUCUCGAGAGUCAAGGAAUCAUCUCGAAAGUGGACACCAGUGAAUGGGCGACACCGAUCGUUCCUGUCGUAAAAGGAAACGGCGAUGUGAGAAUAUGCGGUGAUUUUAAGGUUACCGUAAAUCAAUCAAUCAAGGUUGAUAGAUAUCCUCUCCCAAGAAUCGAGGACAUUUUCGCCAAUCUGUCAAAUGGGCGAAAAUACAGCAAGCUUGAUAUACGACAAGCGUACCUACAACUAGAAUGCGAGGACGAAACCAAGGAGUUGCUAACGAUCAACACCCACCGAGGAUUGUACCGUUACAACCGGAUGCUAUAUGGGGUUUCUUCUGCUCCAGCUAUAUGGCAACGCACAAUGGACCAAAUUCUUCAAGGAAUCCCUGGGGUGCAGUGCAUGCUGGAUGAUAUGGUGAUUACUGGUGAAAGUGAUAAUGUGCAUUUGGAUAACUUACAAAAGGUGUUGUGUAGGUUACAGCAAUAUGGAAUUAAAGUAAAUAAGGACAAGUGUGAGUUUUUCGUGCCAAGGAUUACAUUCUGUGGUCAUGAAAUUGACGAACAAGGUUUAUGGAAGUGUCAGGAUAAAGUAGAGGCGGUAUUGAAUACACCACCUCCAUGUGAUGUUACAUCACUUAGGGCAUAUCUCGGGGUACUCAAUUAUUACCAUCGUUUUCUACCAGAUCUCGCGACCGUAACAAAGCCCAUGAACGCGUUGCUCGAGAAAAAUCGAAAAUUCGUCUGGUCAAAAGAAUGCCAGAGCGCGUUCGAAAAGUCGAAAACACUUCUCAUUACGGAACCUGUUCUUACACACUACAACCCGGAACUUCCGGUUAGGCUCGCGUCGGAUGCCUCACCGUUCGAUUUCAUUAACAACAAGACAACAAGACCUGACAACAAGAACCCAUCUGACUUAGACACAAUUGACAUGUACCACUUCCAGAUUAAAAUUAAAACAACACCACCAAUAAAACCCAUUUACAAUCCACAGCGCCUCUUACAUUCACUCAUCAACUCCCUCUUCACUGGGUUAUCCUCAUCCACAUUCAUGUCUUCUUCCGGGGCCUGGCUUGACGAGCCUCGCAAUGAAAAUAUGGAUGUGGAUGUCGGUGCCAACUGCUUUCAUCAGAUGCCAAAGAUGCCUUGUUACCUCAAGAUCAAGUUCUUUUUCAAUGAGACCCACCCUUGCGAGGCGCUACAAAAAAGCGGCCUUGAUGGGAAACCCCAAAAAAACUGA